AAAUCAAAUUUGGAAUUACCGGGAAUGAUACUACUUGUGUUCAAAAAAAAAAAAAAUACCUACCAGAAUAAUAAUUGAAUUAAUUAAAUAUAACAAUAAUAAAGAAGAAUUAUAUCAUAAAUAUCACGAAUCGUUCAAUAUCUAAAACGCUUUUUAAAAUUCAAAAUAUAUUUAAUUUUGGGAACAUUUUUUAGUGGAAAAUAUAACGUCCGAAAACAUAAACAAAACAUAAGGCACCAAUUUAUAAUAAAUAGUCAUAUACAAAAGAAAUAUACGAUCAACACCUCAUUUGAUGCAAAUAUGGUACUUCAAUUAACUGGGUUAGUGGUGUCAUAAUGAGAAGAAUCAACCGUCGGUUGGUUUUUUUGUCGAUCGUACUCGCGUGUGAUUUUGCUUGUGUUUUUGGACGUCCACAGAGUACACCAUCAAAUCAUUUAAAAGAUGAUGUCCAUAAUAACAGGAACGAAGGAAUAUCAAUACCAUCCAUUAUUAACUUCGAGAGUUCAACAGCACCAAGUGAUGGCCGAUCUCAUACUACUAAAAAUUCAUUAAUGGGUGAAUCGAUUAAAACAGUCUCUGAUCAACUUUUACAAACAUCAGUAUCCAACAAUGUGGAUGUUAGACCGCCACAAAAUUUUGAGUUGUCCCCCAAAGGUGAAGCUGUACCAGUACUUACCGAUGAAGAAGUCCAUUCGGUUGGUACAUAUACUUAUAAAAUAACAACCGAUGGAUCAACAAAACCAACUGGAGAUUUAUCUACGUGGGUUCUUUUAGGCGGAGAAUCAUCUUCCCCUACGCCUAUGAAUUUGGCAAGUAUUAAAAAAGUACCUAAGCCUGUUGACGCAACAUCGUCUUCAUUUAUUCAACCAUAUGAAACUAGCACCAAAAAAAGAAAACCUACGACAGAAAAAAUAACUACCACACGUAUUCCUGACACAGAAUCAUCUGUUAAACUGCAAGAUUCUAAGUUUAAAAAUAAAACACCCGUUAUAGUAGGAAAAUUGCCAUCUACGCCAGUAAUGAAAGAAAAAAUCGAUGAGAUAACUACUCAACUUCCAGAAAUUUUACCAGUUGAAAGUAAUACAAGGUUUGGGACUCCUGUUGUAACGUUUCCACAUGUACCUCCAAGACAAAGACCAUCGGCAAAUAAUACGAGAAAAGUAAUAUCACAAGAAAAACCUCAAUCAACUAAAAUAGCGUCAACAGCUGUAGUUAUUUCAAAGCCAAUAAAUACAUCAACAACAGAAGCCCCUUUAACUGUAUCAACAGUUUCUGCCAGUCAUAUUUCAACAACAACAUUUGAAUUACAAAGCACAACUGAAAGUAAUAAUACCACAACUAAUAACACAAGUUCAACUGUAAAAAAUACUUCUUUAAAAAAGAAAAAGAAAAAGAAGAAUAAAAAUAAACGUAGGCCAAUUAAAACAUCAAAUGAUGGUGCUCAAAGUAAAAUUGACGAACAAAGUACUAAAAUACCAUCAGGCAAACCAAUAUCAACUACAAUAUAUAACUAUUUGGCUCGUGAAGUUAUGCCGAGCGUUGGAGUUGGCUUAGUUGGAUUGAUGUUGACUGCAGGCUUAGCAGGCCUGUUGUUAUACUCUCCAAUGGGAGGGGCUGCCGUACCCUUAGUACCACUAAGAAGGAAUGAUCCUCAUGUUCACAGUCAUAGUCAUAACUCAGGAUAUGUACCACCUGACACAGACAAUUCUCGACCAGAAGAACAAGUGUUUGGUCAAGUUUUAUCGGGAAUGUCCUAUGGACACAAUCCUUAUAGCAGAGAACGGCCAGAUGGUGUUUUACCUCCAACUCAAAAAUACAAGCCAUCAUUUGAUCAUCACGCUGAGUAUCCUGUUCGAGAAGUUCCAAAAUAUACAGUUGACAAUUCUAAAUAUCCAGUAAACGACGCAAAUAAAUAUGCAGCUGUAGAAACAAAUAAAUAUUCUGUAUCAGAUACUUCAAAGUAUAAUACACCAGAUACUAUAAAAUAUUCUGCUCCUGACAGCCCCAAAUACACUGCUCUAGAUGCAACUAAAUAUUCUGUACCGGAAUCCACAAAAUAUUCUGAACCAGAAGCUAUCAAAUAUUCUGAACCAGACACCUCCAAAUACUCAACUAUUGAUAUAAGUGUCCCCCAAGAAAAAGUAUCUUAUUCAUCAUUAGAAUCAUCACAAAGUCCAAACUUCGAGGAAACUCAAGAAAACCAAGAACAUACUUUUAAAAAUCAUCAUUACGAACAAUUGAAAUUUGAUGCAUCUAACGCAUAUGAAAAACCAAAAUAUGAAAGUUCUUCGGAAAUACAAGGAUCCACCUACAAUGAAAACCCAUCAUCAUUUGAAGUGCCCAAAUACCCUGGUUAUGUUCAAGAUGUACCAAAAGAAUCUGUUGGUAUAAAUUACAGCUAUGAUAAUCCUCAUAACGAAGAAACAUCAAGUUCGAAAUCUCCUUCAGAUCCUACAUUUUCUGCUCUCCAAGGUGUUCCUAAAUUUUAUAAUCCGAGUGAUUCUGAGCAAAUUUCUGUAAAUGUUCGACAAACCAUGACAAUGGAACAUGGACCAAGAAGUUUAAGAAUAAGACGCCAAGUAGACGAGCAAAACGAAAUCGAUGCUCAACUACCUGAAGAAACUACUUCCAAACUUGAUGAAACUACAUAUAUAAAAAAAGUUGAAUCUCAGAAUAAUAGUGCAGAAAUAACCUCUACAAUUACAAGUCAGACUACAACUCAAAAUAAUAUAACUGAACCAUCAACAAAUCCUUAUUCACUAAUCGAAAUUCUAAAAAGAAUUGCUGAAAUUAAAUUGAAAUUGGGAAUAGAAAUUCUUAGAAAUACAGCUGCGAGUGUAACACAUUAUGUUAAUGCUGUACAAACAAGAAUGACAGAAAUGGUAAGGAGUCUUCAAAAAUCUAAUAAGACAAGCGAGCCUGUAAUAAAACAAAAUCAGAGAGAAAAAAGCCCUUCAAAAUCUACUGAACAACGUCAAAGAAGAUCAAUAAGGCAUAGAAUCCUAUCAAACUAAAUUUCCUAUUUUCUGUUUGUAAAAUUUAAUAUGGUGAAUUGAUGGGAUAAUGUACAUUGCAAUGAAAUUUUCUCUUACAAUAUUUUGAAGAUUAAAAACUUACCUGACAAAAUAUUUUUUAAAAAAUGUAAGAAAUAUUUUGAAUUUUAAGUUUUGAGAUCUAUAAACAUAUUCUAAUCACACAGAUUCAUAAUAUGUUUUAAGAGAAAAUAAUAGUAUGUUUUUAAAUAUGAUGUUUACUUACAUAUUAUUAGUUUUACAUUUGAAAUACUACGUAGAUUUUUAU
Messenger RNA from Daktulosphaira vitifoliae (grape phylloxera), 3300 nucleotides. RefSeq lists its product as uncharacterized. The transcript has 5 exons. The record is from RefSeq and is a predicted model, not a curated record. NCBI's taxonomy places the organism in Eukaryota, Metazoa, Arthropoda, Insecta, Hemiptera, Phylloxeridae. The coding region runs from base 336 to 3014 and encodes 892 amino acids.